AUGGGACGGCAAUCACUACGAAGUCCCUUUCCAAUUGCUGUGCGAACGUCAAGCAUCAAUGCAGAGACCACCAUGUAUGAUGAAAGGAACUUGCCCAGGACAGCGAGUCAGGGUACAAUGAGAAUGGCCUCGGAAAGAAACAGAAUGGCUUCCUUACAGCAGCCAGAUCCUGCGAAUUCAUCCUUCAAUCGAGAACUCCGCGUGCGAGCAUCGUCUCCGUUACUUGGCCGAAACUCUCAGUCAAAUCAAUCUUCUGCAAGACAUUCCUUGCGUCCGCCUAUGCCUAUGGAGAGUUCGCAAAUGCAUAACCCCGGCUCGACGGCGGGUUUUGCACACGAUCUGAAUUUCGACAAAUAUGCAUUCGACACUCAAUCGCAACGCAGUUUGGCAUUUGGAGUAGUGGAUGAUAUGCGAGGAAUCGGUUUUCCUCAAUUGGAUCCGAAUUCCAAGAGUCCGAAGAAUUCGAAACCCCCAACCACGCCAACCGGAGAGCGACGACCGGAAAGCGCACCGAAAAAGAAACCAGGCAGACUCGAUCUUUCUCUGCUAUUUCCCAAACCAAAGCCCGCUGCAGCUCCCUUGCUUUCUCCUCAGCGAUACACGAAUUCGCCGUCACCUGUCAAUUCAGAGUUUUCGGUCAAACCACAGCCAGCCAAACUCACAAAGCCACGUUCUAGGGGUUAUAUCCGAGCAUCUGUCAAGGAAUCUCCUGCUCCUAUCCCAGAGGACCCGCCAUUUCCCAGGAAAAGGGUUUCCACUCGUAGGCCUGCCGUUGACUGGUUUGAUGUUCCUUUGGAACAAAUUAUCCGCCUAGGGGAAACCCUUGAAGUUGAUGUUGAGGAGGAGAAUAUCGAGAAAUCUGAUCGUGUGUUGGACCAUUCAAAGACAGCGAAGGAGGCGAAACAUUUCAAACCGGUAGCACCAGCACCAGCACCGGCAGUCACGAAACCAAUUCAAGCCCCAGUUCAGCCCGACAUCGCCAAGAAUUCUUCAGCCGUCGAUUCCAGGAGGUCAUCUCGUACACCCUCUAGGGUAUCCAACCAUAAAUCAUGCGGAAGCCGUGGAAACGAAAAUCAUCAUUAUCGCCAGCCACUACCUCCCUCAAAUCCAAACCGCUCUCGCGCCUCCCUUCACACAUGGCAGUCCGAAGGUGAUUUACGUUCGGCCCAUCAAAAGCCGGCUGGCCGCUUGGUAAAGAAGAAGAGCAGUAGCACCUUUCACACCAAGGACUUGACGAAGAACAGCGUCUUGUCCCUGUCAUCAUCCGAAGACGAAGGUGAAAAUACCGAUGCCGAUGAGGACUAUGGUAAGCAACUCAUGACAAAGGUGGCCCCAUCUCGAGGGCCUCGGGACAGUUUCUCCACAACCGACUAUGUUGAACCAGAGAUAUGCCAUGCUGAGGCGGUAGUUACUACCAAAGGUUAUGGAUUGACUCGUCUUGGUCGUGCCAAUUCGAAUGUGUCUAGUGUCAGCUCCGAAUCGCGCAGUACACAACGACGUUAUAUUCCUUCCCGAGCUGAUUCGCGAUCCCCUAUGGGCAGAUCAUCCGUUUCCACGAAGAUGUAUGGAUCGUCUGCUCAUUUCGAUGUCCCUUUGAUCGAGGAACCAGAAGAGCAGGCGGAAGAAGUCAGCAACACCCGACGACCCCGGCUUUCAUCACAAUCAUAUAGUGACCUCCACUCUGCAAAGAGAAGAAGUCGCAUCAUUGCAGUCACUCGGCAGGAAGAGUCCUUGCUAGAGGCGAUGAGGUUACGGAAUGGUCGAAUCACCCCCAGCAUAUACAAUGAUAUUGAGCCUGUUGGUCAGCUAGGAGCUGAGAAGCACAGGGACUCGGAGUCAGUAUCUGCAGCACUAAGCUCCCCUGAGCUCAUUCACACUCAGUUUGAUACUUCAUUCCUCCGGCUGAGUGCAGCUAUGAGAAUUCCACCGCUUGCUGCACCAAACCUCGCUGAGAAUGAAUCUUUAAUUGACAAAGACUCAUACUUGCCUACGUCCGACACCGAGCAGCAGAGUGCUCAUAGCAACAACAAUAUCUUCACCCCGUCUUCUCGAUUGAGUCUCGCAUAUUCCGAAACACCUUCAUCGACGUCGACCAUGGGUCAUGCAUCUCCCGUCACACCCACUCUUCUUCCCAUUCAUCGAUUCUCUCAUCAGUUGGCGGCUCCUCCGCCAUCCCAUGCGCUUCCCCCACUUCCGGAUGAAGCUGCGACGAGACGACAUUCUCGUCGCAGGACGGAUAGCAGCGAUGCCAUAGUAUUGGAAGAAGGCGAGACUGAAAAGCUAUCGAGUCCACCUGUUUAUCCUUUAUGGGCCGUGAAGUGGGGUCGAGAUCCUCAGGAUGUUGUUGCUAUUGCACAUUAA
Messenger RNA from Talaromyces marneffei, 2361 nucleotides. RefSeq lists its product as uncharacterized. The transcript is spliced from 2 exons. The record is from RefSeq and is a predicted model, not a curated record. Lineage: Eukaryota; Fungi; Ascomycota; Eurotiomycetes; Eurotiales; Trichocomaceae. Bases 1 to 2361 code for a protein of 786 amino acids.